Molecule: messenger RNA, 1194 nt
Organism: Vanrija pseudolonga
Lineage: Eukaryota; Fungi; Basidiomycota; Tremellomycetes; Trichosporonales; Trichosporonaceae
Product: putative inactive purple acid phosphatase 16
Exons: 4
Coding region: 1-1194 (397 amino acids)
Cellular component (GO): cytoplasm
Molecular function (GO): hydrolase activity, acting on ester bonds
Source: RefSeq, a predicted model, not a curated record
AUGCUGACCGCUGCGCUCCUCACCCUGCUCCCGCUCCUCGCUGCUGCUCCGACCCCAUCCGCGGACGCCCUCAACCCGUACCCAGAUGGCCGACGCUUAACUUUCACCAACGGCAGCUUCAAGCUGGCGCACUUCACCGACCUGCACUACGGCGAGCGUGGUGCGAACAACGGCUGGUCGGCGUGGGGAGACGAGCGUGGUCGCAACUCCACCCGCGUCAUGAAUGACUGCCUGGACGAUGAGAAGCCCAACUUUAUCGUGUUUGGCGGUGACCAGACCAACGGCGAGAAUGCACUGAAAUCCAACGCGACCGCGUACCUCGACUGGGCGUUCUCCCCCGCCCUCCGUACCCAGACCCCCUUCGCGACGACUUACGGCAACCACGACCACAGCGUGUACAUCACCCACAGCGCGAGCUACGACUUUGAGAAGAACAAGGCCCAGGCCAAGGCACUCUCAUGGACCCAGCGCAACCUCGACAGCUCAGUAGACCCCGAGGGCUCGUUCAACUACUACAUCCCGGUGUAUGCCGACGCGGCCGCCACUGUCCCCUCUCUCCUACUGUGGUUCCUCGACUCUCGCUCUGGCGUCUUCACCGCCGCCACGAACCCCGAAGACUGGGUCGACACCAAGGCGGCUAGCUGGAUCAACUCGACAGCCGCGAGCAUGAAGGCGGCCUGGGGCAAGUUGCCCAAGUCGCUGGUCUACGUUCAUAUCCCGCCCACAGCGGCCCUCACCAUCCAGACCAAGGACGUCAACCCCAACCCCUCGGCGUAUCCCGGCAUCAACGGUGAGGUAGUCACCAACCAAGGCAAGAGGGCCGCCGCGUUCAAUGUCAAGAACCCCGAGCUUGUGUUUUGGAACGCCGUCACGGCCACCCUGGGUGGAGUCGAUGGCCAGGGCCUAAUCGCGCUCACCAGCGGCCACGACCACUACAAUGACUGGUGUGGCCGUGACACGGGCAUCGGGCCGUUCACGUUCUGCUAUGGGCGUCACACGGGUUACGGUGGAUACAGCGACCUUCCCCGCGGUGCUCGUCUCUUCCAGGCCAGUCUUGAUGCCCGUAGCGAGGUGGACUCGCUCAAGUCGUGGAUCUGGCUGGAGAACCACUCGACGCAGAAUACAAACACCCUUGUUCAGCAGGGAAAGACGACGCUCCUCAACUCGCAUGAUCCCAAGCCAAACAAACUGUAG